Molecule: messenger RNA, 918 nt
Organism: Fusarium redolens
Lineage: Eukaryota; Fungi; Ascomycota; Sordariomycetes; Hypocreales; Nectriaceae
Exons: 3
Coding region: 119-817 (232 amino acids)
Source: RefSeq, a predicted model, not a curated record
GUCAUCGAUCACGCGUAUCCUCUGAAAAUAUCUAUUCUGAAAUAUUUACCUUGAUGCUGAUCCAUGAGCACUUACACACUUACCGCUCUUACCACUAUUACCCACUCUUACAACAAGGAUGGCGCGUAUCUUCAUCACUGGCUCCGCCGACGGGUUCGGCCUCGAAUCUGCUCGUCAAUUAGUUCAACGCGGUCACACCGUCUACCUCCACGCCCGUAACGAUGGGCGUGCCGCCCAUGCCAAGGCGAGCUGUCCAGGCGCAGCAGGUAUCUUCGUCGCAGACUUGACCAGCGUAGAAGAGACUAAGAGAUUGGCAAGCGAAGUCAACGCCAUUAGAGGCUUUGACGCCAUCAUUCACAACGCUGGCAUAAUGCCGGCCAUAGUAGCUAUUAAUAUCCUUGCACCCUACGUUCUGACAGCCCUUAAUAACCGCCCUAAACGACUUAUCUUUAUUGCAUCUAUAUUGCAUACCCGUGCUAAUACCAGCAUCAAAGAUAUCUUCUGGUAUAAGCGAGGAGAGGCACAAUUUCAGGACUUCUAUGCCUAUUGCGACUCUAAGCUGCAUACGAUUUUACUUGCAAAUGCGGUAGCAAGGCGAUUCAAGGACGUCGGUGCAGAUGCCCUUAAUAAGCUGGAGGAUGGAGUUGAUAUAUAUGUUAAGUUGGCUGAGGGGAACUAUGAUCAAAGCUUGACUGGAGUCUACUUUGAGCCUAAGAGGCGGCUUGGUGAGCCUCUUCCUGAGUCUGGCGACGUUAAUCUACAGGAGAAGAUAGUGGAAGCUUGUGAGAAAGUCGUUGGGCUGAAGCUCCCUGGGUAAUCACGCAAGCCUGAUCAUGGAGUGAUGUGAAAUAAAUGAAACGGUAGUCUUGUGUUUGGAGAUUGUGGCUAAUUUUCUGGACACUAUGUAUACGAGUGAGG